Molecule: messenger RNA, 2233 nt
Organism: Aspergillus candidus
Lineage: Eukaryota; Fungi; Ascomycota; Eurotiomycetes; Eurotiales; Aspergillaceae
Product: SAE2 C-terminal domain-containing protein
Exons: 1
Coding region: 71-2143 (690 amino acids)
Biological process (GO): DNA repair
Source: RefSeq, a predicted model, not a curated record
AGAGAGUCCUGAUCUCUCUGUUGAUUGUUCUAGUUCCAGCACGUUUUCACACUAUCGGGGCUUAUCGUCGAUGGAAGUCCUUCGACAGCUUCAUCAUUCGGUCGCCCAAACGUUUGAGCAUACGUUCGAUAAUGCCUACCGAGACUUGAAUGCCCAGCUUGCUGGCCGUGAUGCUCGAAUCAAGGAAGUCGAAUGUUUAGCGGAGGCUGCGAAAGAAGAACGGGAUAAAGCCUCGUCAGAGGCCGACAGUUUGAGAGAUGAGGUUGCCUUUCUGAGGAAGGAGCUGGGUCAUAAUGAUGUUGGUCUGGAGGACGACAACAUGCCCGAAAAAUCUGACCAGCUGGAAAAGGCAUAUGCACCCCAACAUGUUCUGCGGCUGCGCGACAGCAAUGGCGAGGAAGGCCUAAGCUCACGCCUCAAUUCACCAGACUCUCUAGCUGAUAAUUACGUUGCAUUAUAUGCUGAAGUGCAAACUCUUGUUCAGGUCUCUGGGGAGCUCAGGAAACAAGUCAAGCGACAUAAGAGAAUGUUAUUGCACUUGCAAAAAUGCUUUAGCAGGAAAUCUUUCACGCUUGUCCUCGAAGGGGACCCCGUCACAUUCGAACGCCGUACCAAAGAUAUCCUUGGGAACAAUGGUCGCCUGGUGGAUAGACAGUCGGAUUCGUCGAACAUUGGAGAAUCGAAACCAGUUGAUCAUCACUUUGUGAAAGAAGAAGGCGUCUCGAGGGAUCCGACCCCGGAGCCUUUUGUUGCGCAUGGUUUGCAAUCGUUGAAACGGAAAGCUACGAUGCUUGGGCCCUCGAUAGAGACUCCCGAACCUAAGCACCCGGAUAGAAAUGAAACGAAACAGUCUGUUACACCCAAUUGUGAACGUACCCGUCCUAGACUGUCCCAUAAUUCAUCGUCCCUUGGGGUCCCUGAUGAAACACAAGAUUUAGACGAGAUCCGAUGCACGGUUGAAACCCCUACAAAGGACAGAGGGAACCACCAAGGUCGCUCUGAAAGUUGGUCUGUCCCCACGGAACCUCCCUCAACCAAAUCUCCGUAUCCGCAAUUUGAAAAUCCUACAAACGGCCGAGAUCACCUUCCUGCGUUUCAGCUUUAUGGUAAGAACCUACGAGGUGUCCGUGAGACUAGCCAGUGGCAGCCUGGCAACCGUUUAACCAAAAGCUCGGAGAAUAUGGCUCGAUAUGCCGUAAACUCCAUAGCAGAAGAUGGAGAUGAAGGAAUACAGGACCUCCCAAUAGGCAAUGAACCCAAGUCCUUGAUGCCUGGAGUUCAAUCUCCAGGAUCUUCGAGCACAAACGAGCAACAGGCCCGUCGGCGGCUACAAAAUCUCCUUGAGAGCCCAUUACGUCCAAGACAUCCGCUUGGACAAAAUGAAAACCAUGGUAAUCCUGCGGAUACUUUACAAAAAGCACAGUACCGUCCUGAAGCCCGGGAGGACCCAUUACCGAGGGAUAGAGCAGGUAUGCCUGAUAAGCGGGCCGAAAAGACGAUGUCAUUACAGACUCCCCUUGCUCCAACGAUACCACAAAGCACCAAAUCCCAGCCCAGGCAGUCAAGUCCCAGCAUGGAAAACACAGAUAUCCACCCAGAGGAUGAACCCCUUCGAGCUCGGCCGCUACAUAAGCUUCAUCUCAGUCAUUUCAGGAUUAAUCCGGAAUGUAACCAAGGAUUGGACUUUGCAUUUGACUCAGUCCUUCGCAAGAAAGAAGAACGCAAAUGUGCCGAUGGGUGUACUCGUCCAUCUUGCUGUGGUGAAAAAUUUCUUGCCAUGGCGCGCCUGGGCGGGAUUUCAGCCAGUUCAGCAACCUCUCUUUCACUAGAAGAUGAUGACAAGAGUGUUCUUGAGGAGCACAUGGGAAAAGACGCACAUCUGCUAGAUAGCAUGAAACCUGAAGAUUGCCAGGCCCUUCUGUAUGAAGCGAAAGCAAAGCUUAUUGCCAAUCGAUUCGGGAAACAUAGGAACCAGCAUCAACGUCCAGCCUCACCGCCUGGAUUCUGGCGCACGGAUAUGCCCAGCACACAGGAGCUAGAUUUUGAUCGUGAAGAAGCGAGACGAGUUGAAAGAGAAAAGGUCAAGGAACGAUAUAGAGAGGCAAUGCGACCGGGGGGGCUAUGGAAGUUUGCGGACGAGUGAGCCUAUGUGCGCACUCCACGCGAAUUAGCAGAGCUUGAAUCCUGAUGGAGUUAGAAGUGCCAUGAUUAUGCCUUUAUAGGACUACUAUCU